Messenger RNA from Centruroides sculpturatus (bark scorpion), 623 nucleotides. RefSeq names its product SET domain-containing protein 4-like. The record is from RefSeq and is a predicted model, not a curated record. Gene Ontology annotation, molecular function: histone H3K4 methyltransferase activity; transcription coactivator activity; histone H3K36 methyltransferase activity. Bases 129 to 608 code for a protein of 159 amino acids. The transcript is spliced from 2 exons. Gene Ontology annotation, biological process: positive regulation of transcription by RNA polymerase II; peptidyl-lysine monomethylation; peptidyl-lysine trimethylation. NCBI's taxonomy places the organism in Eukaryota, Metazoa, Arthropoda, Arachnida, Scorpiones, Buthidae.
AUUAUACUUAAUAUGACUUUUUACAAUUUUCAGAUACUGGGAGAGGAUUAAAAUCUUAUGAGGCUAUUAAUGCCGGUGAUGUUUUAAUAUCUGUACCUUAUAAUUCACUUAUUACUUAUGGAACAGUGAUGAGUUCUUACUUGCAUAUUAUUUUAUCUAAAUAUCAUCAAAGUUUAUCAACUAUGGAAAUGAUUUCUGUCUUCUUGAUGUGUGAGAAACUUAAAGGAUCGUCGUCAUAUUGGUAUCCUUACAUAAAAAGUUUGCCAAAAGAAUAUGUAUUACCUGCAGCUUUUCCAUUGGAAAUUUUGAACUGCAUUCCAAAAAUUGUUGCUGAAGUGGUCAAACAACAAAAUGUUUUGUUGAAAAAGACUUUUAAGAGAAUAAAAAAACUGUUGGAUGCUAUUGAAAAUCAUUUUAAGGAAUUUUUUGGCUUGCUGACUUAUGAAAUCUUUCAGUGGUCUUGGUUGUCUGUGAACACAAGAUGUAUUUAUAUGAAAUCUGUAAAGACAAAUAAUGAUUCGCUUAGAAGUCACAAUGAUUUGGCAUUAGCUCCAUUUUUAGAUUUGUUAAAUCAUUCACCAAAUGUCCAGGUAUGUAUAUAUUUUUGAUUCUAAGAGUCAAAU